GGGCGGAUGUGCACGUGCCAACCAUCAGAGACGUGUGCACCUGUUGCUCACCAAGGGUAUCUGUGCCUUAGGUCAGCCAAGGAUAUAACACCUCUUCCCUCUGUACCAUCAACAGCCACGGGAGAAGAAGGGACUACCUCUGUACCGACCAAAGUCUCAGGAGAAGAAGGAACUACCUCUGUACCGACCGCAGCCACGGGAGAAGACGGAACUACCUCUGUACCAUUCACAGCCACUGGAGAAGACGGUACUACCUCUGUACCGACCAGAGCUACGGGAGAAGAAGGCACUACCUCUGUACCGACCAGAGUCACGGGAGAAGAAGGCACUACCUCUGUACCGACCAGAGUCACGGGAGAAGAAGGAACUACCUCUGUACCGACCAGAGUCACAGGCAAAGAAGGCACUACCUCUGUUCCGACCAGAGUCACAGGCACAGAAGGCACUAGGUCUGUACCGACCAGAGUCACAGGCAAAACAGGCACUACCUCUGUACCGACCAGAGUCACAGGCAAAGAAGGUACUGCCUCUGUACCGACCAGAGUCACAGGCAAAAAAGGCACUACCUCUGUACCGACCAGAGUCACAGGCAAAAAAGGCACUACCUCUGUACCGACCACAGCUACGGGAGAAGAAGGCACUACUUCUGUACAGACCACAACAGGGCAGGGUUGUUCUUCUCAGUUCAAGCGUUUAACCUCAUCCUACAUAGGUGAAAGUAUCAUACGAAGGAUAACACGUGUCACGUUGGAUCAGUGCCUUCAGGCAUGCCUCGACGAAAGUGUCUUCUUGUGUCGAUCUGUGGACUUUUACCCGCAGCGCAGAGAAUGCGCACUAGGCUCUAUUUCGAAGGAUGGCGUAUCCGCCGGUUUGUCGGGUAGGCAUUAUGCAUCACAUUAUCAGCGAAUGUGUGAUCUGUGAAGCUCAUUUACUGGAUGUCAUUUGGCGGAAACAAACCAGGCUUGUCAUUUGGGGGAUACAAGCAAGGCUUGUUAUUUGGGGGGACACAAGCCAGGCUUGUCAUUUGGGCACAUAUCCAUUUUGGUGGCAGGAUAUACGUUCACCUUUUCGCGAACACCUGGUAUCAUCACUGUUUCAUAGUGAUUCAUAAACACAUGCUCUG
Molecule: messenger RNA, 1123 nt
Organism: Haliotis rubra (blacklip abalone)
Lineage: Eukaryota; Metazoa; Mollusca; Gastropoda; Lepetellida; Haliotidae
Product: polysialoglycoprotein-like
Exons: 3
Coding region: 7-921 (304 amino acids)
Source: RefSeq, a predicted model, not a curated record